CAACACGAAAAAAUGUGGCGGGAAAACGAAAUCCAUACGGUUUUACAUUUUUCCCGCUAAAAACACACGUUUUAAACGGAAACAAACCACUGCACUACAUCCAAAUCCUCUCACAGAUUCGCAGUUGAGAUCCUUGAGAGUUUCGCCGUUCUUGAUAUUGUAAUUAGCAGCUUAAGCAUGCCCACCAUCGCCGCAAACGACUCAGCUGCCUUCGCAGCCGGCGACAAACUCAAGUGUGGGAUAGCCGUCAAAUCUGGAAGAUCCGGCGAGACCCGGUCCAAUGGCUGCGCCAGUCCGCGAAAACGAAAAUUGAGGAACGAGUCGGCCGUAGAGGAUAAUCAGCUCCCCACUACGCCGCCGCCGGAGCUACGCACGCCGAGGAAGUGGAAAUCUCCUCGCCGAUGCAUGGACGGCAGCCCCAUUAGCCCCCCAUUUGGAAUCAAUGAAGGAUCUGGCGAAAAGCUUGCAAAAGCCCAUACAUUGCUGGUGAAAAAAUUGUCUGAUAGUUUUCUCGACAAACCAAAAUGGAAUCCGAGAGGCAAGUUUAAUUCUAGUUGCAGUUCAUUGCACCAUGGCAGACCAGUUUAUUUGAUUUGUUUGUGUGAUUUGCUCAUGUGUUAAUCAAGUGAGAUGUGUAUAGAUUUGGAGCAACUGAGGGCGGUGAAGGAGUCAUUGCAUGUGUCAAGUAUGCCCUCUAUGGUUGUUUGCCGGGAAGAUGAGCAGAAAAGGGUUUUGGAGUUCUGCAAGCAAUGCAUAGAAAAUGAGAAGGCAGGGAGUUUAUAUGUGUGUGGAUGUCCAGGGACUGGAAAAUCACUGUCUAUUGAAAGAGUCAAAGAGUCCCUGCUAGAUUGGGCCAAGGAAGCAGGUUUUCAGCCACCAGAUGUGCUAGCUAUAAACUGCACUUCUCUAACAAACACGCCUGAAAUUUUCAGCAAGAUUCUGGGGAAUAAUCUACCACAAAAGAAAGCCAAAAGUGCCACUUCACCUUUACAGCAUCUUCAGAGCUUGUAUUCACAAAAUCAGCAAUCAACUAGCAUGAAGAUGACGUUGAUUGUUGCUGAUGAGUUGGAUUAUUUAAUAACUAAAGACCGGGCUGUGCUUCAUGAUCUCUUUAUGCUUACGACUUUCCCUUUCUCUAGAUGUGUAUUGAUAGGAAUAGCCAAUGCUAUAGACCUCGCAGAUAGGUUUCUUCCUAGACUGCAGUCUUUGAAUUGCAAGCCUAUGGUACUUGCUUUCCGGGCCUACACUAAGGAUCAGAUAAUGGUAAUUCUUCGGCAGAGGUUAACGGCACUUCCUUACAAUGUCUUUCAACUGCAAGCAUUGGAACUCUGUGCCAGAAAAGUAGCUGCUGCAUCUGGAGAUAUGAGGAAAGUUCUGUGCGUCUGCAGGAGUGCAAUUGAGAUGCUAGAAGCUGAGCUGGUGCCGUCUAAGUACAAUAUGGAUUUGUCAUCCAGAAAUAAUGGAUACUCCGAUGAUUGGAUAACUCCAGCUAUUGAUCCAAUAAAGCAAGAAAUUGAUGUAGUGAGGGUUGACCAUAUGGCUGUUGCCUUGUCAAAGACUUACAGAUCACCAAUAGUGGAAAUCAUACAAUCCCUUCCACAACAUCAACAGAUUGUUCUUUGCUCUGCUGUAAAGCUUUUCCGCAGGGGAAAGAAGGAUACCACCAUAGGGGAGCUCAGCAAAUCUUACUUAAAUAUCUGCAAAUUAACCGCAAUCCCACCAGUAGGAAUUAUGGACCUUUCAAGUAUGUGCAGAGUGCUAGGUGAUCAGGGUGUUCUCAAAGUAGGUCAAGCUCGAGAAGAUAAAUUAAGAAGGGUAUCACUUAAAGUAGAUGAAUCAGAUAUUGCGUUUGCAUUGCAGGGAGUUCGCCUCUUUCGAAAUUGUCUUAAGUAGCGAUGGUCCUACAGAUAUGGACGACGAGGAACUUUCUUGGCGCUUGGCAUUCAUGGCUGUUCCAUAUCCAGUGAAUGUGCCCCGCCGAAAUGAAGAAUUAAGGGAAUUGUAACCCGAAUGAUCCGAGAUGAUUAGUUCUGAUUAAGUUAACAGAAGGAUGGCUGCAACCUUGCAAGGAUUAUUGCUUGUUGCCAGCAAUGAGUUGUUGAUGGAGCCUGGAGAUAUUUGAAAUCAUACAAGUUAUUUCUAAAUCAAAAGGAAAAAAAGACACCGGGAAGUGUUUUAGUAUAAUUUAUAGAGAUGCUGUAAAAUAUUUCAUUUUGUUUCGCAAAUAUGUACCAGCACAAACAUCUACUUGCAACAAAGCCAUUUGGAAUAUGGUACU
Messenger RNA from Rhododendron vialii, 2278 nucleotides. RefSeq names its product cell division control protein 6 homolog B-like. Gene Ontology annotation, biological process: cell division; mitotic DNA replication checkpoint signaling; DNA replication initiation. The transcript has 16 exons. The record is from RefSeq and is a predicted model, not a curated record. Bases 631 to 1893 code for a protein of 420 amino acids. Gene Ontology annotation, molecular function: DNA replication origin binding; ATP hydrolysis activity. NCBI's taxonomy places the organism in Eukaryota, Viridiplantae, Streptophyta, Magnoliopsida, Ericales, Ericaceae. Gene Ontology annotation, cellular component: nucleus.